This is a messenger RNA of Triplophysa dalaica, 1165 nucleotides long. RefSeq lists its product as uncharacterized. The record is from RefSeq and is a predicted model, not a curated record. The transcript has 2 exons. Lineage: Eukaryota; Metazoa; Chordata; Actinopteri; Cypriniformes; Nemacheilidae. Bases 1 to 987 code for a protein of 328 amino acids.
AUGAAACUUAAAACAUCAACUCUCACUUCAUCUCCUUUGCCAAUAUCAGCUGGUCCACCAACACCUGCUCCAACAGCUGAGAGGGUAAAAUCCCAUCAUUCAUCAGUGCCUGAACCGCUGGUCACAUCACACUCUGAUCUCUUUACACGCCUGGUCCUCUUGGACAUUGAAGAUGAUGAUGAGGUGCAUAUCAUCUCUCCAUUUGUUAUGAAUGAUACAAGACAGAGAAGACCUAAGCCCAAGAGGGAAAAACAACCGACGUUUUGUUGGGUGGAGAAGAAUAAAGAGUUGCUGGAGAGUGAAAGAUCAGUGAAGAAACUGAACAAUGCCAAAGAAACGGACCAUGAAGGAUCAUCUCCUUACAUCCCCUAUGGAUAUACCGAGGCGAUAUCACUGUCAGCACCUUCAUCACAGUCUGAUCUCAUCCUCAUGGACAUGAAUGAUAACAACGAGUCUGAUGAGCCUGAGGUGAAGUUCAUCUCUCCAUUUGAGCUGAAGGACACCAGACACAGAAGACCGAAGCCCAUGAUAAAAGAUCAACCGAUGUUUUGUUGGAUGGAGAGCACGGAGAUGCUGGAGAGUGAAACUGAAAUGGAUGAAGUCCAGCCAGAAGCUCCAGAGCAGCAGGAGACACCUGUGAAUAAAUACCAUCCAGAGAGCAACGCUGACAAACAACAAACCCUUCAGAAGGAGAAAGACGCUCAUGACAACACCAUCAUGACAGGUCCUUAUGGUCCCGUUGGAGAUACCCAAGAUCACCUGACAGGUCCAGAGAAGACCAAAGCUGCCAGCAAAACAAAAGGAUUAUUUGUUCUUCAUCACUGGCUUGAGAAAAAGACCAAAAAACGACAGGAGGAGAAAAUGAGAAAAGAAAGGGAAAUAACAGAAACACAGUUACUGAGGGAGAGAUACCUCAACAGUCCAGCAUUGAAACAUUUGUGUGUAAAUAAGAACAACUCUUACUAUAUCCCGAAUCUCCUUCUGUAACUCACACUACUGUAACAGUAGUGACUCCUCAUCUGCUCCUCAUGAAUCCCAAACCUCCUAUUCAUAUCUUUUCUCUACAUGUGUGAAAAAAAACCUUUAGUUUUAUGUGCAAAAUAAAUAAGUUUAUGUGUGAUAUAAAUAAGUAUAUGUUUUAAAAGAUGAAGUUUAUGUGCAAAAA